Messenger RNA from Candidozyma auris, 1404 nucleotides. RefSeq names its product phosphoglycerate dehydrogenase SER33 (gene SER33). The coding region runs from base 1 to 1404 and encodes 467 amino acids. Lineage: Eukaryota; Fungi; Ascomycota; Pichiomycetes; Serinales; Metschnikowiaceae. The transcript has a single exon. Gene Ontology annotation, molecular function: NAD binding; oxidoreductase activity, acting on the CH-OH group of donors, NAD or NADP as acceptor. The record is from RefSeq and is a predicted model, not a curated record.
AUGACCAAUCCACAGGAUAUUGCUGGCUCUUUCCAAAGAGCCAUGUCACUCUCAGAGUCAGGCUCUCCACAUGCUGUUUCCACUUCUCCUACGCAAUCGUACUUGAGUCAGGUUGGAGGCAUCUACUCCAAGCCAACAAAAGCUUUAAAGCCUUUCUCCACUGGUGACAUCAAGAUUUUGCUUUUGGAGAACGUCAACGCCACGGCCAUCAACAUUUUUAAGAACCAGGGUUACCAGGUUGAGUUCUACAAGACCUCUUUGCCUGAGGAUGAGUUGAUCGAGAAGAUCAAGGAUGUUCACGCAAUUGGUAUCAGAUCCAAGACCAAGUUGACCAGCAAGAUUCUUCAACACGCCAAGAAUUUGGUCACCAUUGGCUGCUUCUGCAUUGGUACCAACCAGGUGGACUUAGAGUACGCCGGUAAAGCUGGUAUCGCUGUGUUCAACUCUCCCUUCUCCAACUCCAGAUCUGUGGCUGAGUUGGUCAUUGCUGAAAUCAUCACUUUGGCCAGGCAAUUGGGCGACCGUUCUAUCGAGAUGCACACCGGUACUUGGAACAAGGUGUCCGCUAAAUGUUGGGAAAUCAGAGGCAAGACCUUGGGUAUUGUAGGCUACGGUCACAUUGGUUCCCAGUUGUCCGUCUUGGCUGAGUCCAUGGGUAUGAAUGUCAUUUACUACGAUGUCAACAUGAUUAUGGCUUUGGGUAACUCCAAGCAGGUUGACUCCUUGGAUGAGUUAUUGCAGAAGGCUGAUUUCGUUACCUUGCAUGUUCCUGCCACCCCAGAAACCAAGAACUUGUUGUCCACUCCUCAGUUUGCUGCUAUGAAAGAUGGCGCUUACGUCAUCAACGCCUCUAGAGGUACCGUUGUUGACAUUCCUGCUUUGAUCGAAGCCAUGAAGGCUGGUAAGAUCGCUGGUGCCGCUUUGGACGUCUACCCACACGAACCUGCCAAGAACGGUGAAGGCUUGUUUUCCAACCAGUUGAACUCUUUUGCCGAGGAGUUGUGUUCUUUGAGAAACGUCAUUUUGACUCCACACAUCGGUGGCUCUACCGAGGAGGCUCAGUCUGCCAUUGGUAUCGAGGUCGGUACCUCGUUGACCAAGUACAUCAAUGAGGGUAACUCUACUGGUGCUGUGAACUUCCCAGAGGUUUCUUUGAGAGACCUCGAUUUGGACCAGGAGAACACCGUCAGAGUGUUGUACAUUCACCAGAACGUUCCUGGUGUUUUGAAGACCGUCAACAAUAUCUUGUCGAAUCACAAUAUCGAAAAGCAGUUCACAGAUUCCAGAGGUGAUGUUGCUUACUUGAUGGCUGAUAUCUCGGACGUCGACCAGACUGAUAUCAAGUCUUUGUACGAGCAGCUAGAGCAAACCCCUUACAAGAUCGCUACUCGUUUGUUAUAUUGA